Molecule: messenger RNA, 1287 nt
Organism: Amaranthus tricolor (Joseph's coat)
Lineage: Eukaryota; Viridiplantae; Streptophyta; Magnoliopsida; Caryophyllales; Amaranthaceae
Product: eukaryotic translation initiation factor 2 subunit beta
Exons: 10
Coding region: 183-1004 (273 amino acids)
Biological process (GO): translational initiation; formation of cytoplasmic translation initiation complex; formation of translation preinitiation complex
Cellular component (GO): eukaryotic translation initiation factor 2 complex
Molecular function (GO): translation initiation factor binding; translation initiation factor activity; mRNA binding
Source: RefSeq, a predicted model, not a curated record
UACAUUUAUCAAUUCAUUUCUUUUAUAGGAGUACAUUUGUAAAAUACAAGAUCGGAGCAAUUUACAUUAUCCGAAGGUCGGUUUUGUCGGGAAAACACUUGAACUAACAAAAUCAGGGUUUUUUUUUCCAGAUUCACCUCUUUUUCCAGCUUCUACUUUUUUUUUGCUGGUUUGAAGAUAUUAUGGCUUCCGAAGACAACACUGUUGAGCUGAAAGAAGAAGUUCCUGAGAUAGUUCCAUUUGAUCCUUCUAAGAAAAAGAAGAAGAAGAAGGUUGUCAUUCAAGAUCCUGCUGAUGAUCCUGUGGAUAAAUUGGCUGAGAAAACGGAAAACCUGUCAGUUUCUGAAGGAGUUGACAAUUCCUUUGCUGGUUUGAAGAAAAAGAAGAAGAAACCUGUUGAAAAUAAUCUUUCGGGCGAUGAUACUGCUGAUGUUGGGGAAGAUAAGGAUGAUCAAAUUGGAGAAGAUGAAGAGGGAGAGGGAAUAGUUUUGGAGUCUGAACCACCACGAUAUCCAUGGGAAGGAAGUGACCGAGAUUAUGCAUAUGAAGAGCUUCUUGGAAGGGUGUUUAACAUCCUUCGUGAAAAUAACCCAGAACUAGCUGGAGAUAGGCGUCGAACAGUCAUGAGACCUCCACAAGUGCUGCGUGAAGGAACGAAGAAGACAGUUUUCGUUAACUUUAUGGAUCUUUGCAAAACAAUGCACAGGCAACCAGAACAUGUUAUGGCCUUUUUACUGGCAGAAAUGGGAACAAACGGAUCCCUAGAUGGGCAGCAGAGAUUAGUUGUAAAAGGAAGAUUUGCCCCAAAGAAUUUUGAAGGAAUAUUGAGGAGAUAUGUUAAUGAGUAUGUUAUUUGUACUGGUUGUAAAAGCUCAGACACCAUACUUUCAAAGGAAAACCGUCUCUUCUUCCUCAGAUGUGAACAGUGUGGCUCGGGACGUUCUGUUCUUCCCAUCAAAACUGGAUUCGUUGCUCGUGUUGGACGUAGGACUCAAGGUGCUUAAGAAUGCCAAUGUUUUAUUUCGUCCCUUGUAAAACCAAAUUUUGUUCCUACUGUUUUUAGAGAAAGACAACCGAUUAAGGUUGUCAUUGUUAGAAGAACGAUGGCGAUACGCCUUCCUGGUCUUCAUGUAUGCACUACUUUCUUGUGUUUGUUUGUCGGUGAUUCGGAAUUAUUUUCCGUCUUAAACAACAGUUUGUUAAAUUUGAAAAUGACAGCAAUUUAUUUGAGUUGGGACAACACUGAACUAAUUUGAAAAUGACAGCAAUUUAUCUGAGUUGGGACAA